AUGGACAAUUAUUUGUUAUCAGGAGGCGAUUUGCUCUCUAGUGAAAACCAAGUACUCUCUGGUCCAAUUUCGCAUACUUUGACACCAAUUGUUACCGGUAGUUCAGUUAUUGCAUUAGAGUAUCGAGAUGGUGUUAUGAUGGCAGCUGAUAAUUUGGCUUCUUAUGGCAACCUUGCACGUUUCAAGGAUGUUGAGCGAAUUUGUCCAAUUGAAGAAUAUUAUACAAAUGAUAGCCACACUCUUUCUGCACCUCAUAUUUAUGAAUUCUUAAGUAAAGUAAUGUACAAUAGAAGAUCACAAUUCAAUCCACUUUGGAAUUCAUUUAUAGUGGGAGGAUAUCACAAAGGAGAAAAAUUUCUUGGACAUACUGAUUUACUUGGAACAACAUUUAAAGCAACAACAAUCUCAACGGGUUUUGGAGCUCAUUUGGUACAACCUAUCCUUCGUAAUGCUGUUGAAGGUCGUGAAGAUACACUUACAGAAGAGGAGGCAAUUACAGCUAUAGACAAUUGUAUGAAAGUAUUAUAUUAUAGGGAUACUCGUAGUUUAAAUAAAUUUCAACGUGCAAAAAUAACAGAACAAGGUUUUGAAAUAACUCAACCUUAUUCUGUUGCGACGGAUUGGAAAUAUGCAGAAGGAAUUAGAGGUUACGGCGCACAAGUCGACUAG
Messenger RNA from Entrophospora sp. SA101, 669 nucleotides. NCBI's taxonomy places the organism in Eukaryota, Fungi, Glomeromycota, Glomeromycetes, Entrophosporales, Entrophosporaceae. The record is from the annotation of a GenBank genome assembly.